This is a messenger RNA of Dalotia coriaria, 4095 nucleotides long. It is a transcript of the gene CtBP, whose product is annotated as C-terminal binding protein. Gene Ontology annotation, biological process: regulation of transcription by RNA polymerase II. The transcript is spliced from 3 exons. Gene Ontology annotation, molecular function: transcription coactivator activity; oxidoreductase activity, acting on the CH-OH group of donors, NAD or NADP as acceptor; transcription corepressor activity. The record is from RefSeq and is a predicted model, not a curated record. Bases 570 to 2054 code for a protein of 494 amino acids. Gene Ontology annotation, cellular component: nucleus. Lineage: Eukaryota; Metazoa; Arthropoda; Insecta; Coleoptera; Staphylinidae.
CCCGCGAGCGCGUUGUUGUCUCAAGCUCUCAGCCUCGGCCAGCAGCAGAGCUCGUCGUAGUCGCACGCCCGAGCAGCGCGAGCCUGUUUCGCGGCAUUUCGCGCGAAUGAGAUACGCGACGCUCUGACCAACAAAGCUUCGCGGCACACGCUCUACGCAAUGCCGAGGCGCGUAAGAAAAAAACAAAUCGGGGACGACUUUAAAGUGUUUAAAGCUUCCAAGCGCCACAAAGUGAAACCGAUACGAUCGACAUCUUUAGCAGGCUGCGAAAAUAAAUAAAUAAAAUAAAAGUUGUUUACGCGUUGUUCUAUGCCAGUAGUUUGUGGAAAAUUUGCUGUGUAGUGUGCCAGGCAACAAAGACCACAUCACUGACCACGCUCAACCGUUGUGAAUUUCGUCUCUUAAACUUGCAAAUAUACGCUUGGCUCUUGAUGAGCGACUACUAUGGGUUGUGGCAGCUGGCGUCGCGCAGUGUAACACCCACCCGACUUGAGUGAGCACAGCGAGCAGUCGGCCCCUGCCUUUCGGCACCGCCCCCGCCCCCACAACGCUCGCGCGGCCGGCGUCCGAUGGACAAACGGAAAAUGAUCAACGUGAAACGGCCCCGCAUGGAAAGCAGCAUACGCGGCCCCAUUUCAAAUGGGCCGAUGCAGUCGCGCCCGCUGGUGGCGCUCUUGGACGGCCGCGACUGCUCCAUCGAGAUGCCCAUCCUCAAGGACGUCGCGACGGUGGCGUUCUGCGACGCGCAGUCCACCAGCGAAAUCCACGAGAAGGUGCUCAACGAGGCGGUGGGCGCGCUCAUGUGGCACACCAUCAUCCUCACCAAGGAGGACCUGGAGAAGUUCAAGACGCUGCGCAUCAUCGUGCGCAUUGGAUCCGGCGUGGACAACAUUGACGUGAAGGCGGCGGGCGAGCUGGGCAUCGCCGUGUGCAACGUGCCCGGCUACGGCGUCGAGGAGGUGGCGGACACCACGCUGUGCCUCAUCCUCAACCUUUAUCGGCGCACGUACUGGCUGGCGAACAUGGUGCGCGAGGGCAAGAAGUUUACCGGGCCCGAGCAGGUGCGCGAAGCGGCGCAGGGUUGUGCGCGGAUACGCGGCGACACACUCGGCAUCGUCGGGCUGGGGCGCAUCGGGUCGGCGGUGGCGCUGCGCGCCAAGGCGUUCGGCUUCAACGUGGUCUUCUACGACCCCUACCUGCCCGAUGGCAUCGAGAAGAGCCUCGGGCUGACGCGCGUCUACACGCUGCAGGACCUGCUCUUCCAGUCGGACUGCGUGUCUUUGCACUGUACGCUCAAUGAGCACAACCAUCACCUCAUCAACGAGUUCACCAUCAAGCAGAUGCGGCCGGGCGCCUUCCUGGUGAACACGGCGCGCGGCGGUCUCGUUGACGACGAUGCGCUUGCCUCGGCGCUGAAACAGGGCCGCAUUCGCGCCGCCGCGCUGGAUGUGCAUGAGAACGAGCCGUACAAUGUGUUUACCGGCUCGCUGAAGGAGGCGCCCAAUUUGCUGUGUACGCCGCACGCGGCUUUCUACAGCGACGCGUCGGCGACCGAACUGCGCGAGAUGGCCGCCUCAGAGAUCCGGCGCGCCAUCAUGGGGCGCAUCCCGGAGUGCCUGCGCAACUGCGUCAACAAGGAGUACUUCCUUGGGCCCGGCGCCUACUCAGAAGGUACAGGUAAUAACGGCUUGGCCGCGCCGCGCCCGCAUGCCCCGCCCCACGCCUCGCCCUCGCCCUCAUCCCAUCCGUCCGCGCACGCCCACUCCCUCGCGCCCGCCCCCGGCCCCGUGCCCAGCCUACUUAACGAACGUGUAGUGUCCCCAGCUGGCGUCAACGGCGGCUACUACCAGGGCGGCGCGCUCCCGCCCGUGCAACAGGCGCACUCCACGACGCCGCACGAAACCCCGCACACGGUGACUCCCAGCGUUGCGCCGCCGACCCCCCAGCCGACGCCUCAUGCGGGCGCCGUCAUUCCUCCGCCAGGCCUGUCUAUGAGCACGUCGGACCCUACAAAUCAUCACGCCACGAAACCCGAACCAUCCGAAGUCCACUAACACACCACCACCGAGCAGGAGGAGGAGCCGGAGCAUCGGAGGGACCGCCAGCGCCACCAGUAACGCGCUCGAGGGCUGACGACGGUGAGCACGGCAGCGUCGGUCGAUUCAAUGCAUUACAACACUACGUUCGUCAAUCAUUUCGUUUCGUUCAUUGAGAGUUAUACAUAUCGUGAACGUUGCUUGGACGCAGACAGAGAUAUAACGAGAACAAGACAUCACAAAACCGAAACAGAUUUAAAAAAUUGUUACGUUAAGUUACGAUCGCGAGCCGAGCGCGCCCCCGCGCGACGUCUAAGUUAUUGAUACCACGCUGGCUAGCUACGAUUUACGAUUUUUUAUUUUAAACACACACAAAUGUGCACGUUUAUCGUUCGUAAUAAUGAUUACUACUUGUUACUUAUAGUUUCUUUUUUAUAUGUCGCCUAAGCGUAGAGUUUUGUACAUAUUUUUCAGUGGAAACCGAUUUUAUAUUUUUGUAACGACAUUGAUACGAUAUAAUUGUAAUUAUCACUUAACGUACGGACUGGUGCGGACGAUGAAAAAUCAAAAUAUUUAUAGUGGCGAGAGGGGGUGUGGCUCCGUCGUGUGUUUUUGUUUGUUUUUAAUUAACUAUCGCUUUCAUUUAUAUCAUUACUUUCCGACGACGCCGACCAGCAAGCAGGGCUUUUUCUUGUAAAACGACGGAUAAGCGGCGAGAGGUGUGCGGUUGUCCGUCGAGGUUUCUUUAGAUUUAGUGCAUCGAAUAUACAAACAGAAGAAGAAAAACGCUAGCGGCGGGGGGCGGCGCGCGCAUAUCGCGCUGGCGGUACACGCAGGGCGCCCCUCCCUCGAAUAACUCUAUCAUUACUUUUUUAAUACAUAAGUGCAUUAUAUUGUAGGAUGAAUGGCGGCCCAAACAUGGACAUCUCGCAGGUGUGUUGUGGGCGAUGGCGAUGUUUGGGGCGGCGCUUGGGUGCGUGUGCGAAUGACGAGAAUUUAGCGGAAAAGCAAUGCGAGCGAAUGGUGGGUGCGAGCGAGCGAGCGCGCGAGAAACAUGGAAAUAGUAGCCCAAACUUUUUAUGUUUAAUUCUUAGCAAAUAAAUACUAUAAUUAUAUAUAAACAAAGAAAUAUAUAUAUAUUAUGUGCGAGGGUGGACGGACGGGUGCGGACAUGUGUGUGUCGCGUGCUAAACGAGUGUGUGGUUGGAGAGGGGUUUGUUUUUCUUUACUACUUUGAACACUACUCAAGUGCGGUGUCAGUGCGCGGUGGUUGGACAGGUGUAGCAUACUACUACUCUCGUUUCUAACCGAUUACGUUCUUAAUAACUUCUGGUUCGUUCGAUUCGUUUAUCGUUUACGUUCCUAGUAACACUAGCUGUAAACCAGUAAAAACAUUCUUAAACAAAUCAAUUGAAUGGACGACCGACGAGUAACAACUAACAUCAACAACUACAACAACAACAACGCAUAUUACUUACAACAUCAACACCAGCUAAAACGAAAUAAAUGAUAAAUUAAUGAGAAAUACAUUCCAAGCUUCGUGUACACGUGUAACUCUUCAGGUUAUUCAUAGCAAUCUCGAACUGUGCGUGAGUUUGCCACUUGCAACUAAUGAAAUGCAACCAAAAACGCGAUGAGAACGAAGAGGAGGCGCAGACUAAGCUGAUAUAUUUUUGUAAUCGUCUAAAUGAGUAAUGUUUUAUAAUUGAUAUCAUGUAAUAUGCAUUGUGCGCAAGGAGCUAGUGCUAGCAGAUGGAGAUGAGUUCGAAUAAACACUAUCUGUAUAGAUAUGAUACAUAGUUGCGAGGCGUGUCGAAGGCGAAGAGACUUUAUAGCAGACUGCAUGACACUUGAGACUUUAAUAUCGAACCAAGCAGACUAAACGUGAAUUAAAACCAAGCAGAUUAAAUCACAAACAAAUGGAGAAAACUUUAUAAAUAAAUCAAUUGAAAGCUAACUUAAUGACGAGUUGACGAGGAGAUAAUUUGCAAAAAGAAACAAAACAAAAACAUGUAGGGCUAUUGGACUUCCACAGAUUUUGAAUAAAUACUUAAAUGAU